AGGGCACAGCUUCGAUGUCUUGAAACAGAAGAGAUCCACAAAGAGAAACAGACGCACACAUUGGAUUUGGGGGUUUAGGGUUUGGGUGGGAGAGAAGAGGAGAGCCACAUGGCGUCCUCUGCUCAGUCCAUCGUCCGCUAUGGCGGUCCCGUCUCCGCCGGACCCACCGGCGGCAACUUUGACGCCCUCAACCGAAUCCUCUCCGACCUCUGCUUCCGUAACGCCCCCAAGACUGCUCAACAGGAGGGGGCUUCUCUAGCUUUCAAGAAACAUCUAGAGGAAGAAGCUCGUGAUCUUAGCGGAGAAGCUUUUUCCCGUUUCAUGGAUCAGUUGUACGAUCGGAUUUCUACUCUUUUAGAAAGUAAUGAUGCCGCGGAAAAUAUGGGAGCUUUGAGAGCUAUUGAUGAGUUAAUCGAUGUCGCUCUUGGAGAGAAUGCCUCCAAGGUUUCUAAAUUUUCAAAUUACAUGAGGACUGUGUUUGAAAUAAAGCGUCACCCUGAGAUUCUGGAACUUGCUAGCCGGGUUUUGGGUCAUCUAGCCCGAGCAGGUGGAGCAAUGACUGCAGAUGAUGUUGAACACCAGAUCAAAAUUGCACUUGAUUGGCUGCGUGGAGAAAGAGUAGAGUAUCGCCGUUUCGCUGCUGUCUUAAUCUUGAAAGAAAUGGCGGAAAAUGCUUCAACGGUGUUCAAUGUGCAUGUACCUGAAUUUGUUGAUGUUAUAUGGGUUGCUCUAAGAGAUCCUAGAUUGGAUGUUCGGGAGCGAGCUGUGGAUGCACUGCGUGCUUGUCUUCGUGUUAUUGAGAAACGUGAGACAAGAUGGCGUGUGCAAUGGUACUAUCGUAUGUUUGAGGCAACACAAGAUGGAUUGGGUAAAAAUGCUCCUGUUCACAGCAUACAUGGUUCUCUACUUGCAGUAGGAGAGCUUUUAAGGAAUACAGGCGAGUUCAUGAUGUCAAGAUACAGAGAAGUUGCUGAAAUUGUUCUCAGAUAUCUAGAGCACCGAGAUCCUCUUGUUCGGCGGAGCAUAACUUCAUUGUUACCGCGGAUUGCUCAUUUUCUGCGUGAUCGAUUUGUUACCAACUACUUAACGAUAUGCAUGAAUCAUAUUCUUGCGGUUCUGCGAAUACCAACUGAACGCGCUAGUGGAUUUAUUGCCCUCGGGGAGAUGGCUGGUGCUUUGGAUGGGGAACUUGUGAACUAUUUGCCAACAAUUAUUCCCCCCUUACGUGAUGCAAUUGCACCACGCAGGGGUAAACCCUCGCUUGAGGCUUUGGCAUGUGUUGGGAACAUUGCUAAAGCUAUGGGACCUGCUAUGGAACCUCAUGUUCGUGGACUUUUGGAUGUUAUGUUUGCUGCUGGUCUCUCCUCGACGCUUGUUGAGGCCCUUGAGCAAAUAGCCGCCAGUAUCCCAUCGUUGCUACCUCCCAUUCAAGAUCGGUUGCUUGAUUGCAUUUCAAUGGUCCUUUCACUGUCCCAUUAUUCACAGGGGAGAUCAACUGUAGGUGGAAAUCGAGCAAAUUUGACGAAUAUUCCUCAGCAAGCUUCAGACCUUAGUGGUCCAGCCCUUGUGCAACUUGCUUUGCAGACUUUGGCUCGUUUUAAUUUUAAGGGUCAUGACCUCCUUGAGUUUGCGAGAGAAUCCGUUGUUGUAUAUUUGGAUGAUGAGGAUGGAACAACACGAAAGGAUGCUGCCCUGUGCUGUUGCAGAUUAGUUGCAAAUUCUUUUUCUGGCUUAGCCUGCACACAAUUUGGUUCUAGUAGAUCCAAUCGCACUGGGGGAAAGCGUCGACGUCUGGUUGAAGAGAUUGUAGAAAAGCUUCUAAUUGCAGCUGUUGCAGAUGCUGAAGUUACUGUUCGCCAUUCAAUCUUUUCUGCUCUCCAUGGGAAUAGAAGUUUUGAUGAUUUUUUGGCACAGUCGGACAGUCUGAGUGCAGUUUUUGCUGCUUUGAAUGAUGAGGAUCUUGAUGUUCGAGAGUUUGCAAUAUCUUUGGCUGGGAGGUUAUCAGAAAAAAAUCCUGCAUAUGUUCUUCCAGCACUUCGUCGCCAUCUUAUACAGUUGUUGACGUACUUGGACAAGAGUGCAGAUAGCAAAUGUAGAGAAGAAAGUGCCAAGUUACUGGGUUGUUUAAUACGAAACUGUGAACGACUAAUACGCCCAUAUAUUGCUCCAAUACACAAGGCACUCGUGGCAAGACUUGAGGGUAAUGGUGUCAAUACAAACAAUGCCAUCAUUACUGGAGUUCUUGUGACUGUUGGAGAUCUUGCUAGAGUGGGUGGUUUCGAAAUGAGACAAUACAUGCCCAAACUUAUGCCCUUAAUUGUUGAAGCUUUAUCGGAUGGAGCAGCUGUUGCCAAACGUGAAGUUGCUGUUACCACUCUUGGUCAAAUUGUGCAGAGCACUGGGUAUGUCAUAACUCCAUAUAAUGAUUUCCCCCUGUUACUUGGCUUACUGUUGAAGUUGCUAAAUGGAGAGUUGGCAUGGUCUACCAGACGCGAAGUGCUAAAGGUUCUCGGAAUUAUGGGUGCCUUGGAUCCUCAUCUACAUAAAAGAAAUCAACUUAGCCUGUCAGGAUCGCAUGGAGAUGUUACCCGUGCUGCCAGUGAUUCUGGUCAGCAUCUCCAGUCGAUGGAUGAACUGCCCAUGGACCUAUGGCCAUCUUUUGCAACAUCUGAAGAUUACUAUUCCACGGUUUCUAUCAAUUCCCUAAUGCGAAUACUUAGGGACCCUUCCCUUUCUAGUUACCACCUAAAGGUUGUUGGAUCUCUUAUGUUCAUAUUUAAGUCAAUGGGGCUCGGUUGCGUUCCAUACUUGCAAAAGGUUCUGCCCGAUCUCUUUCUCAUUGUUCGGACAUGUGACGAUGCCUUAAAGGAUUUUAUAACAUGGAAGCUUGGCACUCUAGUGUCUAUUGUUCGUCAGCACAUACGAAAAUAUCUGCCAGAGCUGCUGUCUUUAAUUUCAGUAUUAUGGUCAUCAUUCAGUUUUCCUGCCGCUAGCCGUCCUUCACUUGGCUAUCCGGUUCUGCAUUUAGUGGAACAGCUUUGCUUGGCUCUCAAUGAUGAGUUCAGAACAUAUCUUCCUAAUAUUCUUCCAUGCUGUAUACAAGUUCUAAGUGAUGCAGAACGCUAUAAUGAUUACACCUAUGUUCUCGACAUACUCCACACUCUUGAAGUCUUCGGUGGAACUUUGGAUGAACAUAUGCAUUUACUUCUUCCUGCGCUUAUUCGAUUGUUUAAAGUGGACGCUUCGGUAGAGAUAAGGCGUGCUGCUAUAAAAACUUUGACUAGAUUGAUUCCACGCGUGCAGGUUACUGGUCAUAUAUCUUCUCUUGUGCAUCACCUGAAGCUUGUCUUGGAUGGGAAGAAUGAUGAACUUCGUAAGGAUUCUGUUGAUGCACUUUGUUGUCUGGCUCAAGCUCUUGGAGAGGACUUCACCACUUUUAUCCCGUCGAUACACAAACUUAUGUUGAAGCAUCGGUUACGGCAUAAGGAUUUUGAGGAAAUUGAAGGACGUUUGAAAAGACGGGAACCAUUGAUCUUGGGGAGCACAGCUUCCCAAAGAUUAAGUCGAAAGCUCCCAGUUGAGGUUAUCAGUGAUCCUUUGAAUGAUGUGGAGAAUGAUCCCUAUGAUGAUGGGUCUGAUGUGCAGAAACAACUUCGAGGUCAUCAGGUAAAUGAUGGUCGACUGCGAUCUGCUGGGGAGGCUUCUCAACGCAGUACCAAAGAAGAUUGGGCAGAAUGGAUGAGGCAUUUUAGUAUUCAACUUUUAAAGGAAUCCCCUUCUCCUGCCUUGCGAACCUGUGCAAGGCUUGCACAAUUACAGCCAUUUGUUGGGCGCGAGUUAUUUGCAGCGGGUUUUGUCAGCUGUUGGGCACAACUAAAGGAGACAAGUCAGAGACAAUUGAUUCGGAGUAUGGAAAUGGCAUUUUCAUCUCCUAAUAUUCCUCCAGAGAUUUUGGCUACACUUCUUAAUUUGGCAGAGUUUAUGGAACAUGACGAGAAAGCUCUUCCUAUAGAUAUUCGCCUCCUUGGUGCUCUCGCAGAAAAGUGCCGUGCCUUUGCAAAGGCCCUGCAUUACAAAGAAAUGGAAUUUGAAGGAGCUCGCUCCAAGAAGAUGGAUGCAAAUCCUGUAGCUGUUGUCGAAGCACUUAUACAUAUAAACAAUCAGUUACACCAGCAUGAGGCUGCUGUUGGAAUAUUGACCUAUGCCCAGCAAAUUUUGGAUGUCCAACUGAAAGAAUCAUGGUAUGAGAAAUUGCAACGAUGGGAUGAUGCUCUCAAGGCCUACACUGCGAAAGCUGCUCAAGCAUCGAGUCCCCAUCUUGUUUUGGAUGCCACUUUAGGUCGUAUGCGAUGCCUUGCUGCUUUGGCUAGGUGGGAGGAGCUUAACAAUAUUUGCAAGGAGUAUUGGACCCCAGCUGAACCUGCUGCUCGACUGGAAAUGGCGCCAAUGGCGGCUAAUGCUGCGUGGAAUAUGGGGGAGUGGGAUCAAAUGGCAGAAUAUGUGUCUCGGUUAGAUGAUGGUGAUGAAACUAAACUUAGGGGAUUGGGGAACACUGCUGCCAGUGGUGAUGGGAGUAGUAAUGGUACAUUCUUCAGAGUUGUUCUAUUAGUUCGUAGAGGAAAGUAUGAUGAAGCACGUGAAUAUGUGGAGAGAGCUAGGAAAUGCCUGGCAACAGAGCUUGCUGCUCUGGUUUUGGAAAGCUAUGAACGAGCUUAUACCAAUAUGGUCCGAGUUCAGCAGCUGUCAGAACUUGAGGAGGUGAUUGAUUACUGCACGCUUCCUGUGGGGAAUCCUGUUGCUGAAGGACGGCGAGCCCUUAUUCGUAAUAUGUGGACUGAGCGCAUUCAAGGAGCUAAAAGAAAUGUUGAGGUUUGGCAGACACUUUUAGCUGUUAGAGCGCUAGUGCUACCUCCUACUGAAGAUGUUGAAAACUGGCUUAAGUUUGCUUUGCUUUGCCGCAAAAGUGGACGGAUUGGUCAGGCUCGGUCUACUCUAGUCAAACUCUUACAGUAUGACCCUGAAACAUCUCAUGAAAGUGUGCGGUACCAUGGACCCCCACAAGUAAUGCUGGCAUACUUGAAAUACCAGUGGUCUCUUGGUGAGGAUCUUAAGCGCAAGGAAGCAUUUGCUAGGCUGCAGAAUUUGGCUAUAGAGCUUUCAAGUGCAAUGAGUACUGGCUUGAUGAGUUGUACUAGCUCAGGCGUUCCUCUCCUUGCUCGUGUCUACCGUAAACUUGGAAUCUGGCAGUGGGCGUUGUCUCCUGGAUUGGAUGAUGAAUCUAUACAAGAAAUCGUCAAUGCAUUUGGGAAUGCCACUCAGUAUGCUAAUAAAUGGGCAAAAGCAUGGCAUCAAUGGGCAUUGUUCAACACUGCUGUAAUGUCUCAUUACACUGUAAGAGGUUAUCCCAUUGUGGCAGCACAGUUUGUGGUUGCGGCAGUAACUGGAUAUUUUCAUUCAAUAGCAUGUGCAGCAAAUGCAAAAGGUGUUGAUGAUAGUUUGCAGGAUAUUCUUCGUCUUCUCACGUUGUGGUUCAACCAUGGAGCUACAGUGGAAGUCCAAAUGGCACUACAGAAAGGAUUUUCACUUGUUAACAUCAACACUUGGCUGGUGGUUUUACCUCAAAUAAUUGCCCGGAUACACUCUAAUAACCAUGCUGUGAGGGAACUAAUACAAUCAUUGUUGGUGCGAAUUGGACAAAGUCAUCCACAGGUUUGCUUUUGA
Messenger RNA from Morus notabilis, 5721 nucleotides. Its product is annotated as serine/threonine-protein kinase TOR. The transcript is spliced from 42 exons. NCBI's taxonomy places the organism in Eukaryota, Viridiplantae, Streptophyta, Magnoliopsida, Rosales, Moraceae. The record is from RefSeq and is a predicted model, not a curated record. Gene Ontology annotation, cellular component: TORC1 complex; nucleus; TORC2 complex. Gene Ontology annotation, molecular function: protein serine/threonine kinase activity; protein binding. Bases 109 to 5721 code for a protein of 1870 amino acids. Gene Ontology annotation, biological process: TOR signaling; negative regulation of macroautophagy.